Symbiodinium sp. CCMP2592 is the source of this 5620-nucleotide messenger RNA. Lineage: Eukaryota; Dinophyceae; Suessiales; Symbiodiniaceae. The record is from the annotation of a GenBank genome assembly.
GAACGACAAGAUCGCCAACUUCACCUAUGCAUGCAGAACCCGGCAGUGCCCAACCUGGCGGGGGAAGGAAAAGGACAACCGCGAGGAGAUUGUGGCCCAAGUUCGUGAGGAUAUGGACAGCUUAGCCAGUAGGGUCAACACAGUCGAGCUUACGGUCGAAACCCACGUCGGCAACACUACCAAACUUUUGGAAGCCAUGACAGACCGACACUGUGCAAUGGAAGAGAGCGUGCGAAAAGUGGACAAUCGCCAGGGGGAAAUGCUUCAAAGGCUGGAACUCCUCGAAGGCAAAUUUGCGAAGGCGACUUUCUCGCUCUCCAGCACUCGCACCUCAGAGACCGAUGGAGGCAAUCCCCGACCUGCCCUCGUGGUCGGGGGAUGGGAAGCUGACCAACACCAUGAGGACACCCUCAGGCUCGUGAAACAACACCUUGCAGAGCUCAACGUGAACCUUGAUGUUGAGAAGGCAUUCGUGCCCGGCCUCCGCCGGGGAUUUGCCCUGGUCCCUAUCACGAAACUUGAGGGGGAGAGUGACGAAGAACAACGAGCUCGAGUCCAGGAAGUACUUCGAACCGUGAGAGCAGCGAAGAUCGUUACGGGACAGCGGCCAGAAGGGGGGAAUCGCUAUUUCUUCGCAGCACUCAGCCAAAGUCCAGAAAGACGCCGACGAGCGCAAAUGGCCGGCAAAGUCAAACGACUCAUCAUCGAAGAAGGAGGCGACCCCCGGAAGAUCGAAGUCGAGUACGGGACCGCAAACCUGUGGUAUAACACUGUGAAGAUCGCAUCGGGGGUGACCUCGGCACCAGAAGGCGCCACCACCGAGAAAGCAGGAUGGGUCCAUCUCGGCACCUUGGCCCGCCAAGUCGGCAUCUCGGAGGAAACCGCUACCUCCCGCUGGGGGUUGCACGUGCUUAGCUGGAAUGUCGGGGGACUUACCUCUGCGAAAGUACUGGACGUUCUCCUUGCACUCCGGCGACAUCGAAUUCAACCUUUUUCAGGAUCCCUGAUCGUGUUGAUCCAAGAGGUCAUCUGCGAGACGGGGAAACAACAUGCGGCCCUGGAUGACCUGCAGAUGAUCUUCGGCAAACGUUCCGAGGACUGGCGGGGGAACGCCGUUGUGCACACCGCCAACAUGCAGCACACCCGGGGAAAGAUCUUGCAUGGUGCUUUGUCGUGCACGCUUACUUCUUUGGACUUCAGGUUGGGAGCUUUUUCCGUUCAUAUCCCUCACCAUGCCACACUCUCAACUACAGAGCAAAUCCUACAAGAACUGCACAAUCAAACAACAUUCCACGGCAAGGCGAUCAUCGGCAUUGAUGCAAACGAAACUUUUGCCUGUGCAAGCCAGAACAAGCAAAUCAAAGCAGCAACAGCUCGAGGGGAACUCCUUUUGGACUGGCUCGAUGAGGAGUGCUUUUAUCUACCAUCGCAAGAGCUCCACAAAGCAAGCCACUACCCAUACAACACUGAGCUCCUUCCUCGCAGACUCGAUUACAUUUUUGUUAAGAGAUUGCUGUGUGAUUCAGGGGAUGUGCUUGCCCAGCGUGAUGUUGCAACUUCAGACCAUGAGCCUGUAUUUGUCCCUUUGGCACAGAUCCGUCUGGCCGCGAACACGAAGCGCGACCCUGCAACUUGGUCUGCCCGGCAACUGCUUAAAGGGGGACAGGUGGACCGUAUCCUCGACAAGGCAACAGAUGUCGGGGGAGAUCCUGUCACACAAUUGCAGAAAGUUGCAGUUGCCAUCACGAAGCCAGGAAAGAAAAAGGCGCCAUUCACCGAGAGUGCACAAUUGCGAGAAGUUCGGCGACAGGCCCUCGCCAACCCCCCGGGGGACAGGCGACGUGAUCUCUGGAAAUAUGCCAGAAAGCUGCACCUGGCAGAGCACAAAAGAUGGAAAAGACUGGCGAUGCAGAAAGUUGCGGAGCUCGACUGGGGGAUGAAGAAAGCACUUUUGGAACAAUCCCGGGACCACUCGUGGGAGCUUGGACUCACGGAAGAUGAGGCUUGGCGACAAAAACUCCGCGAACACUUCGAAAAGAUCUUCAACAAGCAGGACAGCCAAAUCGUGAAUCGGAGAAUACGAGAAAUCUUCGACCAGCUCACUCUGGCCUGCAAAUUCAAGAAGUGGGAGCCUUUCACCAUCGAAGACCUCCAGGCCAUCAAGGACAAGUGGCGGAACGGAAAGUCGUGCGGGCCGGACAUGGUCUCACACGAAGCACUGAAGGCCAUCCUCCCACACCCCGUUUGGGGGGAACGACUCCUGGCCAUCUUCAAUGAUAUGCUGUACACGGCACGAAUCGUGCCGAGUAUCGAGGCCGGAGUCACUAUUCUGUUGGCAAAGGUUACCCAGCCCUCCAACUGGGGGGAGACUCGCCCAAUAACCUUGAGCUCAGUCAUGCUCAAAACAUUUGGGCAACUACUUCUUCGCAGAGCCGGGGAAUCGAUCCAGGCACCGGCGAGGCUCCAAUGGUGUCGACGAGGCAGGCAAGGAGUCGAACUCAUCAUGAUCUUGAGGAGGCUCGCCCGUGUCGCCAGAGACUGGGGCAUGGAGUUUUAUAUUGCCAAACUGGACAUCCGCAAGGCCUUCGACUCCAUAUACCAGGAAAGCCUUGCCGAGCACGUCGCCUCCGUUGUCGGGGGGAAAGCAGACCUACCAUGGGAAGCCCGAGCGUGGGUGGCGAUGGUGCAUGCCCAGAAAAUCACUGUCGAAGUGGCGGGGGAAUCUAUCCCCCUCCAACAAAGCAAUGGCGUCCGCCAAGGAGCACCCGAAAGCCCCGUGGCCUUCGGGGCAAUAGUGGCGGAGGACUUAGACGCAGCAAUUCGGACCGCCAAACCGGCCAAACCUGCUGGAGACGAAGCUCCUCCCGAAGAUGGGGGAAGCUACAUGGACGACAACUACAUUUGGUCGGUGAACAAGAGGCACUUCCAGCAUAUGCUUAGUGCCCUUCACGAUCGACUUCCACGACGAGGCCUUUUCCUGCAUCCGGAAAAAACGGACAUCAUCAGCACGUCCGAGAAGCCUACCACCUUUAAAGUAGCGGGGGAAAUCGUCGCCACAAAGGGGCCUGAACACGCCUUCUACGUCCUCGGCAGCCCCCUCUCGUUCCAAGGGGGAACUGCGAUGUUGUUGGCGGAAGCACAGACCCGAGCAAGGAAGGCCUUCUGGUCACAUCGAGAAAGUUUUACAUCGGAUGCUACUUUCCGGCAGAAACUGCAGAUCCACGUCGUACUGGUGAGGCAGAGCGCCCUUUGGGCCUGCCAAACGUGGCCUUGCCAUAGCAGUCUGCUGCGCGCGGUGAACGCCAUCCAGCUUUCUCAGGUCAGGACCAUGCUGGGCUUGAGACGCCAGCCCUGUGAAGAGUGGGCAACAUGGAACAAACGCAGCCUCCGACGAAGCCGCCUGGCCCUCUACCAUCACGGGGGAACACGUUGGUCAACCUUUGUCCUAUCGCAAAUCUGGACAGCUGUCGGACAUAUAUGCAGAGGUGACCCAGUAGGGGGGAAAAUAUUCCAAUGGCACAGUCUACAGUGGUGGCAAGAACAGAAGGACAGGGGGAUUGAUGUGCAACACGCACAUCGCUUCAACGCCUACAUGGACAUUGACCGCCAGUUGAGCGAGACCGUCGGAAAAGGUUGGUUUUCGCUCGCACAGGACCGAGAGGCCUGGGCAGCCCAUGAAGCCAUCUUCAUCGCACGAUAUGAUGUUCCUUGGAGCAGUGGGAAGCAGGGGAGCCUUGCAAACCUCGCACCACCCACUCCGGGGGACACAGACCAAACCUUUCUGCGAAGCAUCGCUGACAAGCCAGCGAACAAGAAAGCCCUGCACAAGGGGAAAGCAGCCAAGGAUGGGGACAAGCAACCGGCAGCGGCAGAUCCAGCCGCACAUCUGGCGCGGGACAUGGAGGGCCCAGGUUGGGGGAUCCUCGCUGAACAAGCACGCGCUGCUUCCCAAAACCACAACAUGCCACAACCACGGGGGACAAAGGCGGACACGGCUGCUGAUGCCAAAUUCCAGGAGGCGAUGGACAAGUUCCUAGGGCGAACCCAGGGGAGCGGCGCCACAGUCCCACCCGCCCACCCAGCAUCGGGGGAGCCAAAGCCACAACCACCCAAGCCUUCCACUGCCUCCACGGGGGAACAACCCCCUCCAAGACACCAAUAUACAGAACUCGAGCAAUGGCAGUAUGACAACGCCCCAGCGGGGGACAUCGACAUUGAGCCACCACCCAGCAUCCCUCAUGCACACGGCACCACGGUCAGCUAUACACAGUUGACAAACGGCUGCUGGCAAAUCACAAUCAGUGCCGAACACUACAUUGAGACCCCCCUCACCUCCUCGGCAGGCCUGCCGCCACUCCACAUGGUCCAUGUUGGCCAGACGGGGCCCGUCCUCACCGCACCCCCACUGCCGGUGGGAACAAUCGGGCGAUUAGCCCCCAUGGGGCCACCAGACACAUGGCUACUGAUGAUCACGGCUUUACCCAUGCUCGACGAAUUCUGGCCUGAGAGCAUGUUUGUCGUGGAGGGGGACUCGUUCGUCCUUACCCUCUCGCCCACCGGCUGGCAGAUGCGAGUGGACAAACAGGUGGAAUCCACGGCCCGUGAAUUCCGCAAACGCGAAAAAUCAAAGCCGAACCCAGACGGGGGGACCAUGGUGGCCCACAUGGCCCAGUGCGCCCUCUCUGACUUGCUCGUGGACAGUCAGACCGAAGCAGAGGUCCUAAGACACUUAGACCUCGAACAGGGGGACAUGCCUCCUCCCCAAACAACGGAACCCAAAACCAAAAAAGCACGGGUCGCACCGACCCCCAGCAAAGCAGCAACAGCAAUGAAUCGCAUCAAACAAAAAGCAAUGCAGCGACUGGCCUCCGCCAACACCCACCAGUAUAUCACCUACUACGAUAUCCAGCAUGACAUCGAUGUUGUUCUGGAGUGGCUGAACGGCCAUCUGCAUGCCAUGGCAACCGCAGCCGAUGGCGAACCGCGAAAUUGGCGGACCGAGGGGGAACACAAUGAGUUUCAUGCAAGUUCCCAGAACACCGCGGCCGUGAUGAGACACCUGGGGGGAGCUUUGCAAGGCGUGCAAAUGGACCCCGGCAAUCAGGAGUACUGGUUGCAGCUCACGGACGUCAUGGCGUACCUCCUUGCAGUGGAAAGCGGGGGACAUGUGGCCCACCCCGCGGAUGUGAUUGCAGCAAGCCGUGGCGCGCUGCAUUCAAACCUUGCCAGAGAACGACGCCAACAACGAGCGCGGGGGAUAUGUCGUGAACUUGCAGACCUCCAAAGUCAGUUGAGCGAAUGGCCGGGGGAGGACCUCAACGGGGAGGGGGAGUCCCUGCCGUACCCGGACCUCCUGCUCUCGGAGUACAAGACGGGGGACUACCUCAUCAUGCUGAAGAGGCAGCCACCACUACCACUCACCAGAUCGGGGGAGCUAGCUCAUCGUCGCAAGGAGCACAUGAAUGGUGGCUGCAAGAACGACACCACGGGCUGGGGAAUGCUCCCCAAGGUGCGAGGUCGCCGACGGAAGAUUACGACAGUGACGAAAGCCCAGCAGACCACCGUCGUCGCCGCCUCCAUGGAGCUAUCUAUGGACGUCAUGGACCCGUAUGAGCGCUGA